Solea senegalensis (Senegalese sole) is the source of this 8026-nucleotide messenger RNA. RefSeq names its product MAM domain-containing glycosylphosphatidylinositol anchor protein 1. The transcript is spliced from 18 exons. Lineage: Eukaryota; Metazoa; Chordata; Actinopteri; Pleuronectiformes; Soleidae. Gene Ontology annotation, cellular component: plasma membrane. The record is from RefSeq and is a predicted model, not a curated record. Bases 555 to 3437 code for a protein of 960 amino acids. Gene Ontology annotation, biological process: homophilic cell-cell adhesion. Gene Ontology annotation, molecular function: protein binding.
AGCGCUGAUUGACCGAGCGGAGGGGAGCUCAUUCUCAGAGCGCGUGAUUGUGUGAGAGGAGCUUCACGAGACUGUCAGAGUAAAAACCACUCCAACCACGACCGUGAUAGUAAAUAAUCCACACAGGAGGAGAAUGGCUUUGUAGAAUUGAGCAAAAACUAACCCUGCUUGAGUUUUUCUAAGGGGAAAGUGUUCUUUUUUCUUCCUUGGCUUUUGUAAAGUGGGACUCUGGAAUCCUGCAGCGGUGAAAUCUGACUCUCUGUGCGUAAAAUAAAAGUUUAACACACUGAGGAGAUGAUUUCAGGCAACUGGGAGCUCGACUGACUCCACAUUACACUGCUCGGGACAUGUAAAGCUCGUGUCGAACGCCCGCCGGAGGAGGAUAUUCAACUUUUAAAGACAUUUUUUGGAAGACCGAGACUUGCAGAUUGUUAAACGGGGAGCGGAGGAAACCUCGUCGCUGAGCGGGGAGGAGUGGACACAUUGCGCGGUAUAGAAGAGUGACCCAGAGGACGACAUCUCGGAGACAAGGUUAUGACGGAUGUGAGCUAAACAUGGAGCUUUUUUGGAUUUUGUUAUUUUCUAGUGUCUACCCUCUUGCCUGGAGCCAAGGAGUUUACGCUCCAGCCAGCGCCCAGAUUGUGCACUCAGGUGCAGCAUGUAACGUCAAGGAUGAUAACAUCAGUGAAAGAAUCUACACCAUCAAAGAAGGCGACACACUUGUGCUUCAUUGUAUCGUCAAAGGACACCCGCGGCCACAGGUUCGGUGGACGAAGACAGCGGGCAGUGCAUCAGAAAAGUUCCAAGAGACAUCCAUCUACAAUGAGACCCUGCGUAUCAAGGGCAUCCAGAGGGUGCAGGGGGGUCGCUACUACUGCAAGGCCGACAACGGGGUGGGGGUGGCUGCCAUCAAGUCCAUCCGCGUAGAUGUGCAAUACCUCGACACGCCAGUUCUCACGGUGCAUCAGACCAUCAGUGAUGUACGAGGCAGUUACUACCAGGAGAAGACGGUGUUCUUGCGCUGCACCGUCAACUCUAACCCUCCCGCGCGAUUUAUCUGGAAACGUGGGAGCGUGCUGAUCGAACAGAGCAAGGACAACGGUGUGGACAUCUACGAGCCUCUUUACACUCAGGGUGAGACCAAGGUGCUGAAGCUGAAAAACCUCAGACCCAAGGACCUUGCCGAUUACACCUGCCAGGUGUCAGUGCGCAACGUGUGCAACAUCGAGGACAAGUCAGUCACUUUUAGGCUCACGAAUGCUACCAGUCCCCCAGUGAUCCGGCUGUCAGUCAACGACACAGUGGUGGUGGAUCCUGGGCAGGAUGUGCUCCUGACCUGCGAGGUGACUGCAGGUUUCCCCCUCCCCACUGUGACGUGGUCACGCUAUCCCGGCCCUCUUCCUCUCAGCGCCCAAGUUCGCGGGGCAACACUGAUUUUGCGGGCAGUCACGCCGGCCGAUGCAGGCUUUUACAACUGCUCAGCCGUCAACAAUGUGGGCAACCCUGCAAGAAAGAACGCCAAUCUCGUUGUCAGAACCAUGAGCAACCUGACCUUUCAAAUUACACCAGACUCCAACAAGGAUAGUGAGACCAUCCAAAUGGGUCGGGACCUCAAGCUGUCAUGCCACGUUGAUGCCACCCCACAGGACAAGGUCAACUACACCUGGUACAAGAACGGUGCACCUGUCUUCAACUCAGACAGCCUGAUCUUGCUGCGCAGUGACCCAGACAUGGCACCCGGCACCAGCAGUUUGGAGAUAGUGGACAUGAAGUUCAGAGACUUGGCUACUUACAGUUGUGUGGCAAAUUUCCCAGGCAGCAGAGUCCCAGAGCUCCGUGUGGAUGUUAACAUCUCUCAGAACAGUGUCUCUCCUCCAGUGCUGACAGUUCCUCCAGGAAGUCAGGUGGUCAAUGUGCGAGAGGGAGGGGUCACUGAGCUUGUGUGCUUGGUCGUAGACGGCAAACCACGUCCACCUAUACUAUGGUCGCGGACCGAAAAGGACCUUCUAAUGCCAUCAGGAAAGUCUGUGAUGGAAACACCCGAUGGCCGAUUGAGGCUUAGGAAUGUCACCCGGGAUAUGAUGGGGUUGUACCGGUGCCAGACCGCUCCAUUCAAUGGGCUUAACAUCAAACGCAGAGAGGCACAGGUCCAACUAAAUGUGCAGUACGCUCCCAUAUUGGAUCCAGUCUUCCAGGACGUGCGUUCUAGAAACUAUCAGAUGGUGAGGCUGAGAUGUACAGUCUUGCGGGCCAAUCCACCUCGUCUGACAGACAUCCGCUGGUAUCGCAAUGGUGACCCGAUACGCAUGCCCAUGCCAGACCUGAAGGAGACGCCGGAACUUAAGUUCAAGCUGGAACCGACCAACAAUGGCUCUUAUGAAUGCCGAGUCAGCAAUAAUGCAGGAACGUCAACGUGUACUUUUAAUGUAUCGGCAAAUCCAUACAAUGCUGAGUUUUACUUUGACACACCCAACCCAGUGCGGAUUCUUAAAGGAAACAACUACUCCUUCAAUCUACAAUGGACACAGAAAGAUCCUGAGGCCACAGACCGGAUAAUAGGUUACUGGAUUAAUGUCCGAAAGAACAAGCAGAAUCUGUUGUCCAAGCAGAUUGACCUAAAGGGGAAGGAGCCAGAGAAAGGUGUGCUGAUGUCCUACACAAUAUCAGACCUGAGAAUCCCUCUGUCCUACGAAGUCCGACUGUCCCCCAUCACCACCUACAGCACUGGGGACUACAUCAGUCGAAACAUCCAGUACUCAGAGCCCUACACCUACCCAAGGCCUUCAGACCACGUGUGCGGUUUCGAGGACGAGCGCAUUUGUGGUUUCUCUCAAGACCGUAGUGACAUCUUCGACUGGACAAGACAGAAUCACUUGACACAGAACCCCAAGCGAUCUGCCAAUACCGGCCCUGAUACUGACCGCAGCGGAACCAAGGAGGGGUACUACAUGUACAUCGAAGCUUCGCAACCACGUGUUCAGGGAGACAAAGCUCGUCUGCUGUCUCCACUUUUUAAUGAGACCUCAUACAGGGGCCCCAAGGGCUCCGGCAGGAUGCCAUACUGCGUCUCCUUCUACUACCACAUGAAGGGCAAACACAUUGGUACUCUGAAUGUGAUUCUGAGACUGAGAAGCAUUGCCUCAGUGGACUCAGUGGUUUGGACAAAGUCAGGUCCUCAAGGCCCGGACUGGAAGACAGCUUUCUUUGACAUCAGCCCCAGUGGACCUUUCCAGAUUGUGUUUGAAGGCAUUCGUGGCUCAAGUUUUGAAGGGGAUAUUGCCAUUGACGAUGUGUCCAUCACCAGAGGAAAGUGCACACAGGAGAACACUGUAGCCAGCGCAGGUAAGACAGUUCUGAUCGGAGGAUCGCACUCACUCCCACUGGCCAGCUGGCUGAUCUUUGGCCUCUCCUGCUUCCUGUUGUUGCUCUACAGAUGAUGAGCACUUCUCACACCGACCCUGUCUGCGCCGCCAGACGCUAGCCUGACUCACACUCGUCUACUUCACUUCCUACCCUUUCACCCGUCCUUUCCGCUUCUUGCUCAUCCCACCUGUCCGUCCUCCUCACUCGUCUUUCUAUACAUCAUGCAUCCGUUUUCAUUGUUCCUGUUUUGGUAACAAUAAGCCUUGUUGUGUUUUUUUCCCUCCUCUGCUUUCUUUGACCGUUUCCCGGCAGUCACUCAGUAUAAUCAACUGACACUCACUCUGUAUUUAGAGUGAACAUACUUGACAGUCGAACGCUGCGUUCUCGUCACCUCAUCGGACUGAUUAGAUUCAUGUUACCCAUGUCAACACGUCAGUCUGUCACCUUCUCCUUUCCCGCAUCAACCUUCUUCGCCUGUUCCGGCACCCUCUCAUAUAUCUCUGCUCCCCCUAUCUACAAUCCUUGACGGCCCAAUUCCCGAGACACACCAAAGUGUCGGACACCCUACCAAAGAUGACAAAGGACCUAAGGGAAUAAAGCAAGGGAACAGGACGGGACUUCUGAGGAAAAAAAGUGAAAGAGAGAGAGAGAGAGAGAACGUGUGGAAUAUCCGUCUUUUACGCAGAAUCUGUCUCCCUCCUGUCCUGACCACUGGGACUGUGGGAGCUGCUGAAUGACAAAGAGAGAUGAAAAAAAAACUGACGAAUGAAUGUGUGAAUGAAUGAAUAAACAAAUGGAUAGUGAGGAAAGGACAAACCAGAAAUGGAGGGGGGGAAAAGAAGGGCACUCCUAGUAGCCUCUCUGUUUGCCCUCUGCUUGCCACAAGAGACGAACCUCAGUACGGAUAUACGUGUACAUUUAUCUAUAUAUAUAUAUAAAUAUAUAUAAAAAUAUAUAUCGAAUAUAAAGAAGUUCAUUCGACAACACAACUAGGACAGUGGAGGACUUUACAAAGUGAAAUUAAAGAAGCACAACAUUUAUACAAUCUCUGCUGUUCCUUUGGGUUUUAUUCUACUUGUUAUGUGAUAUUGCAAUUUGUCAUACCUACUUAAUGUUUUUGAUAUUUUGCAUUUUUUGUUUUGUUGAUGACAUCAAGGGUCAAAGGAAUUAAGUAUUAUAUUAAUAUGUUUGAGAGAAAGAGAAGGAGAAUUGUGACUGCGAUCCUGAACUGAGCACUUUGGAUUUGGGGAAAAAAGCAAGGACGACCCAAGACUCCCGGAUUGAAACGUCAGUGUUUCCUUUACACAAACAGUACAAUACUGAACACACACACACACAUUCACCGAGACGCAAACACACACACGGUCGGUUUUCUUGCCCUCAGCUCACCCUCUGCCUCAAAUACAUGUCUCAUCUGAGAUGAUAGAUACAGUCGCCAUAGUGCAGCUUCCUUUUAUUAAUUGUCUUUCCAUCGCUGGACGUCACGACUCCUUCUGUUCUGGACAUCUCUAAUGAGGAGGAAAAGAAAAGAUGUGCGAUAUAGCAGCAGAAAAGGUCCCGGUGUCCGAUAGAAUAUGUGAUCUUUUGCGUUAGAUAGGUGAAUGUCAUUUACAAACUUGUCAAAGUGAAAGGGGAAGAUAAUAUCUUCCAGUAUCUUGCCGGCGUGUCGUUCAGAAUUCAGAAAAACAUUAUCUGCCAUUAGUUAACAUUGUAUGCCUGUUGUAAAAUCAGUUUUCAUAUUCACAUAGAUAUGAUUGUUAAAGUUAAGCAAUACUCAUAAUGAUAAAUCUAUAUUAAAAGUUAAUGAUUGCAUUUAAGAGACAUGUGUAUUCUGCAAAUCCCGUCCAAAAUACUCCACACUGGGUUUUCCCAUUCUGCAUCAGUUGUGAGUUCUGAUUAAAAGUGUUUUCACAACUCAUGCACUUCAGAAGAUUUCCACUGUACUCAUGUAAGUCACUCAUGGGAUAGUGUGCCUUCAUUUUGUUGCGUCAUGCUUCAACUUAUGUGACAUUUGCCGGCCACACUGCUCCAGUAACUGAUAUACUUGUGUAUGUCGCCUCUAUCAUUAUCCUGCGCAUCGCUCUUGUCAAAACCUCAUGUACUUGAUUGUGUCAUGUCACGUUCAUCACGUUUAGUCUUUUGUUUUUUUUCCUUUAUUGUUUAUGGUCAUUAAUAAUAAACUGUCAGCCAUUAAUAGAACAUAACAUGGUGAAAUGUAUGUGAGAGGCGAUUCCCAUGUAGAUUAAGCUGUUCCACUAGAGAAUCUGAGUGACAUGAUAUCCUGUACAUGUGUCUUGUUCCUUCUGCAAUCAUAUACACGACUAUAUAAUGCGAAGCUUAGCAUAUGUAUAGCUUUUUUUCUAAUAAUCUCUUUUAAAAUGCCUUUAUCCUUUCCUAAAAUCAAACAGUGUUUGUAUUUGGACAUUUAUUUCAUUUCUCAUCUUAUAUGGCUAAGGUAACUGGCUGUAUGUGGUAUUCAUAAGCGCUUAAGUUGUACAGAUCAUAACAUUACCCUGCACUAUAGCAGCACAGUGUAGGUCAGUAUGCUACCCAUAUUAAAUAAAUGUAGACGUUUCAUUGAACACUGACGUGCAUGGGAUUUCAUCAUGUUCACUGUCACAUCAUCCCUCAUGUUGCCUCAUAUUCCAACGACUGAAUUAACAGAGACGCUUCGUUGCACUUGGACGUGUGACAGCUGUAAGGUCAUAGACAAAAGAGCGCUGUGAAUGUGAGCGAAAGUGUGUGCGCGGGGUAUGUUUGUUUUAUUUCCACAUGCUGUGGUUGUGUUUGGGUUUUUACAAUUUCUACAGUUUGUUACUCAAAUAUGAAGGACAGGACACUGUAUUGUUGCCUCCACCAAGGAAGCAACAGGCGUUACUUGUUCCCAGUGAGGAUAUGUGACUUGGAAAGUAAAUGGCUCCAUGUGGUUUGAUCAGCGUGUUGUAAUCCAACAUAAAUCAUGAAUAGACUAAUAUGAAACUAGCACAUCACAGUCAAAUUUGGUUCCUCAUAAAAGCAGUGUGUGAUUUUGUAUUUACAUCUGAUCAGGAAACCGAAUGUAAAUCCGUCCAUAUUCCUUUCUUUUUUAAUAUGAAACCAUUUUAAUGAUGGCCAACCAUUUUACCGAGUUUAGUAAUGUCCGAUGUAGAGCAGAUCCAAAGUUUGGUUUCUUUUUUCUGUCGGCUUCACUGUCAGACACGAUUAUGUUAGCAGGAACAUGCUGACUGUCUGAUCUACACAGUAGGGAUGUGUAGCACAACUGUCUGUUAGCUUAUAAUUCACAUAAUUGAGGGAUUGCACUUCAGUGAGUCCAAUAAUAGACCUGCAAAUAAUCGACAUUCUUAUGUCAAAGAAAUGGAUUGUUUUAACACGAAAACUUAAAUAAAGCCAAACCCUUGACAGGUUUUUUUUUGGUGUCGAUAUAAUGAGCUAAUGGCACAGUUGUAGUUUUGAAAAAUCAAUGUCAACUGAAUAAAGUAAAAAACUCUUAAACUGUACACUGGAUGGACUGAAGGCGCCUCCAUAAUUUGACUUUAAAUCUAGUUUUGAAUUAUUUUGAUAUUAAACCAAAGACAACACAACUUGCUAAAUGUUUACCACAUGAAAUAAGCAUGAAAAUGACUUUAGAAUCUUGACAUCUUCUUUAUUGGCUGUUUCCACUUUAUUUUAAGUAACACUCGGAUUUAUGUGAUAACUGAGCCCCUGUAGAGCUGCGUACACAAACACACACACACAAACACACACAAUCUUGUAGAGCAUUCUUAGUGAGGACACUCAUAGACAUAAUGCAUUCCCUAGCCCCUUACCCUCACCUUAUGCCCAACCCUAACCCGAACCCCAAAAAGCCCUUUACAGUUUUAAGGACAAACCGAGAUGUCCUCACAAGGUCAAAAUGUCCUCACAAAGAGCGCUUUGUAACACAAUUUGUACUCAAAGCCUACUACACACACACACACACACACACACACACUGCCACCAUGCAGGUAACUAGAAUGACAAAAUGACUGUUAAUCUAGCAUCUAAUGUACUUGUUUAUUGUCUGCACUGUUUGAUUAGAUCUGUCUGAGACAAAUGUCAACAUUCUGCGUCACUACAUGGCAAUAGAUCGAGCAUUCCUCCUGGCAACAGUAAAUAAAAUGGGACACAUGUUCACAAAGUAUUGUCUUUGUUGUGGAAAAUAAGUGUUACGUUUACCGCUAUCACGCCCAGGUGCUUUCCUGAAAUGUUCCAAUGUUAUGAAGGUACCACCAAUGACCUUUCUGUCAGAUUAACGCUGCGAUGCUUCCCCAAAGUAACUUUGAAAUGGAGUGAAUUUGUUCUUAUUUCUCCAAAAAAAACACUCCAUGUCCGAUUUCCUUAAAUUCAACCAACACACAAAACUGUGUCCGUUGUUCUGUGGCAUUAAAUGUUUCACCAUGCAGUUGCAGAGUGACACGCCUUAGAAACCUUUUCAUUUACGCUGAUGGACUCACAUGACUAUUGUAAAUCACUGUGACGGGCAAUAUCUUUGCUUUAAGUACGUUUUGGAAAAGCAUCGGUUGCAGUGGAAAAAAACAAAAAACAUGUGCUCACUGUCAGAUUUUACAGCAUACAGCAGUCUUGAACCACUUUGGAACUAAGGAUUUGCAAUGCACCUUUAAUGGGAAUAAAAUGGAAAACAACA